Xenopus laevis (African clawed frog) is the source of this 3122-nucleotide messenger RNA. RefSeq names its product sprouty related, EVH1 domain containing 3 S homeolog (gene spred3.S). The record is from RefSeq and is a predicted model, not a curated record. The transcript has 6 exons. Gene Ontology annotation, biological process: negative regulation of MAPK cascade; regulation of signal transduction; negative regulation of intracellular signal transduction. The coding region runs from base 632 to 1900 and encodes 422 amino acids. Lineage: Eukaryota; Metazoa; Chordata; Amphibia; Anura; Pipidae. Gene Ontology annotation, cellular component: plasma membrane; membrane. Gene Ontology annotation, molecular function: protein kinase binding.
GGAGUGGGAGAAGAACGUGAUUAUGAGUGGGGCUGGGAGUUAAUAUGAGGCAGCAGCAAUGACAACUAAUAGAGCAGCCGGGUCCAGAACAAUUAGCAAUUAGUGACGCUGCCGUUUAGCCCUGUGCGAAUGUGUAGCCGAGGUUUAGCGCUUUAUUUCAUUCUCCAGCUCAGCUCGUGAGACAGGUGCGUCCCUUUCUCGCUGACCCAUGAUUUCUCGCGCUAGGACCACGCAGCUUCCAGUCGCUCUCAGUCCUCUAUGUUCGCCCUUCGUUCAGUCAGUCCUCUCCAUUCCCCGGCCCUUUAUUCUCCCCGGUACCGAGAAGAGCCAGGCCCAGUGUCCAUCGCUGCUCAGCCUCCAGGUGCGGCCCGGCUCCCCAGCAGAGACACAGGCCGGGAGGGAGAGAGAGGAGGAGGGGGAGGAGGAGGGAGGGAUGGGGGUGCAGCUGAGAUGUUGUUACCUGGAAGAUGGCUGCUGUUCCAACAUCCACAUCAUGAUGCCCAGGAAAAAUGGAGAGAGCGAGGAAAAGAGAGAGAAGCAACUGUGCCAGGAUUUCCAUGUAAAGCUCAUAUAGGAGCCGAGGAGCCGAGCCUUCCUGGGGAACCAGCCCUUCCUCAAUCCCCAAUCAGCUAUGGACAGAGACUACAUUGUGAGGGUCCGAGCAGUGGUGAUGUGCAGGGACGAUUCUAGUGGGGGCUGGGUUCCUAUGGGAGGAGGCGGUCUCAGCCACGUCAUGAUUUGCAAAGUAUGGAGACCAGAAACUUCCCACCAACGAGAUUACCUCAUCCGAGGGGAAAGACUGAAGGAUCAGACAACAAUUCUGGAGUGUGUCUUGAAGAAGGGUUUGGUGUAUAACAAGGCCAAUCCAAUCUUCCACCACUGGAAGCUGGAGGACAGCAAGUUUGGUUUGACAUUCCAGAGCCCAGCUGAUGCAGUCACAUUUGAAAGAAGUAUACAGGCUGCCAUGGAGGAACUGGCAGAAGGCUCCCUUUCACGUUCAUCAUCCUCGUCCUCCUCUUCCUCCUCUACACCAGGAGAAGCAGAAGCUUUAGAAGAUGCGUUGCCUCUACAUACAGAUAGUGAGUCCUCCUCUAACAGUCGAAAGGAGAUGCUUCCAAAACACAUAACCAUCGUUACCAGUGAGUCCUCAUCCAGUUGCUAUGUGAGAUCCCCUGUAUCUGAGGAUUUUGGCUUCAGCACUGGUCCAUCAGUCAGCCCUACAACACAGCCACUACAGAGACUGUCUUUCCACGAUGAAGAAGAACUGGAGAGCAUCAACCCAUGCAAGGACCUUUGGGUAUCAAAGGGUUAUGAAGAUUACCGUCGUGCAGCCUUGCAGCGGACUGAACAGCCCAAGUCUGAUCUGAGAGUUCACUUUCAAAAAGCCAGUGGGAGUAAAGCUAAGGAAAGCCAAUUCCCAGGAGCCACAGGCACAGCAUUAACAGAAAGUGAAGAGCCCUUGAAAGACCCUAGUGCCUCCCCUUCUUGUCGAAUACAUGGUACUCCUUCUCCUAAAUCUAAGGAACAUCCUAAUGUCCUUGGAGAGGAGGACACAGCCACUGCCCGCUGUGUUUACUGCAGGGACGUGUUUACUAGUGAGGAGAAUGGCAGAGGGCAGUGCCAGGAUGCUCCUGACCCUAUUGGGCAUUGUGUCUACCAGUUGUCUUGCAUGUGGUGCGCUGAAAGUGUUCUGUACCACUGCAUGUCAGACUCAGAAGGUGAAUAUUCGGACCCUUGCUCCUGUGAUCCAGGACACCCCCACUUUUGUGUACGCUGGGUUGUCCUUGUGGCCUUGUCUCUUGUAGUUCCCUGCAUGUGCUGCUACCUCCCGUUGCGGGCGUGCCAUUGGUGCGGAGAACAUUGUGGCUGUUGUGGGGGGAAGCACAAAGCAGUGCGGUGAGAGGAGGAGAACUGGGAAGAAGGAGAAAAGUAAAAUGUUCAACCUGUGGCAUCUGAGGAUCCACUUUCUAUUUACAUGGCAGAAAAAGCAUAAGCCUUCAGGUGGUAGAGGUGGCCAUGGAAAUACGUGUAUUCUUUUGGAAGGGAUGCGGUUGCCGAAGCAAUGGCCUACAAAAAAUUGGAAAAGGGAAAUUGUAUAAGGAAAUUGUAAGUUAAACAACAGUCCUUCAAUGUGAGCAAAUGCAGAAUCUUUGCUGCGAGUUAUGUCCCACCUAGAACCCUACUGAGAUAAGGUUAAUGAUAUGGAUCAGUAAGUGUUAGAAAAAUAUAUAUAUCAAGUGAGAAAUAUUCCUCACCUGGUGGAAACAUUGCAAGGUCCUAUGUUAUUUUAUGGACUCUAAAACACUGGCUAUGGAAUUGCGUGUAUUCUUUUGGAAGGGAUGCGGUUGCUGAAGCAAUGCCCUACCAAAAAUGGGAAAUUGUAUAAGGAAAUUGCAAGUUAAACAAAAGUCCUUCAAUGUGAGCAAAUGCCAAAUCUUUGCUGCAAGCUAUAGAACCCUACUGAGAUAAGGAUAAUGAUAUGGAUCAGUAAGUGUUAUACAAUAUAUACAUCAAAUGAGAAAUAUUUCUCACCCGGUGGAAACAUUGCAGGGUCCUAUAUUAUUUUAUGGACUCCCUAAAGUGUCUGUGAUCUCACCAACUUAUAACAUAGAUUCCAUAAAAUAGCAUGGUAUGGUCAAAAGAGUCUGACUGUACAGAUUAUUCGUAACCUAGAGCAGCAUUCAUCACUCUGGGCUGUCUGGCUGCUGCUGGGCUCAAGGAUGAUGGCGGCUGUAUUUCAGCAGCAGGUGAAGACUUGAAGGUCAAAGGUCUCUCUGCCUGUCCUUAUCUCUUUGAGCAGGAAAACUUUUGAAAAAUACCAAAUGUGAAGCUGCAUACACUUCAAUGCAUUUUGCAUUUUUCAUAAGCAUUCUACUUAGAGAGAUGCACUGGCAACGCUGAUCUUAACUGAUCUAGCGCGUCCGUGUGUGUGUGUAGGAGAAAACCAGGCCACUUCCAAUUCCAGGAGAACAUCGUUAGAAUGAAAUAUAUGAGGUUACAUUUUUUUAAAUGUUUUUUAUGCUUGUGCAACAAAAAUGUAACCGCUUUUUAUUGCACUGAUUGGAUUCCGUACUGGAUCCCCCAUGAAUAGGAUACACAUAAUAAAUUAUUUAUCUAUCGUG